UAAUUAAAACCCUAGAAUUUGGGAUUUUGAUGCUGAAUUCGAAAUGGUAGGCAAUUCGCUAGCUGGACUACAAGAUCACUUGAAAUUGGCUCGAGAAUACGCUGUUGAAGGUCUCUACGACACUUCAAUUAUCUUCUUCGAUGGCGCCAUUGCCCAGAUCAACAAGCAUCUUAGUACAGUUGAUGACCCUUUAAUUCAUUCCAAAUGGAUGAAUGUGAAGAAAGCACUGUCAAAGGAGACAGAAGUUGUGAAGCAAUUGGAUGCUGAGAGAAGAUCAUUUAAGGAAGCUCCUAAUGGGAGGCGUCCUUUUUCACCACCAAUUAAUGCUAAGUCGUCUUUUGUUUUCCAACCAUUAGACGAGUACCCGACUUCAUCAGGUGCCCCAAUGGAUGAUCCUGAUGUGUGGAGGCCUCCAAGUCGGGACACUACAACUAGAAGACCUGCGAGGGCUGGCCAAGUAGGCAUGAGAAAAUCUCCCCAAGAUGGAACUUGGGGCCGUGGUAAUACUAGGACUACAACUGGCCGUGGUGCAAAGGCUGGUGGUUCAAGUAGAACUAACACAUGUGCCAGAGCAUCUACAACUGGAAAGAAAGGCACUGGUUCUGGGAAACCUAGCAAAGGCGAUUCAACAAAUGGUGAUGCUGAAGACGGAAAGUCAAAGAGGUCACAGUAUGAGGGACCUGAUCCAGAUUUAGCUGAAAUGCUGGAAAGGGAUGUCUUAGAAACCACUCCUGGUGUACGAUGGGAUGAUGUUGCUGGCUUGACUGAAGCAAAAAGGCUUUUAGAGGAAGCUGUUGUUCUUCCUUUAUGGAUGCCUGAAUAUUUUCAGGGAAUUAGGAGGCCUUGGAAAGGUGUUCUUAUGUUUGGCCCUCCUGGAACUGGCAAAACUCUCCUGGCUAAAGCAGUUGCCACUGAGUGUGGAACAACAUUUUUCAAUGUUUCAUCGGCUACAUUAGCCUCAAAGUGGCGUGGGGAGAGUGAACGCAUGGUUCGGUGCUUGUUUGAUCUUGCAAGAGCUUACGCACCUAGUACAAUUUUUAUUGAUGAGAUUGACUCCCUUUGCAAUGCUCGUGGGGCUUCUGGUGAGCAUGAAUCAUCUAGAAGGGUAAAAUCUGAACUUCUUGUUCAGGUAGAUGGUGUCAAUAAUACUGGAACAAAUGAAGAUGGUAGUCGUAAGAUAGUGAUGGUUUUGGCUGCGACUAAUUUCCCAUGGGACAUAGAUGAGGCUCUCAGGAGGCGACUGGAAAAGCGUAUUUACAUUCCUCUGCCUAAUUUUGAGAGUCGUAAGGAGCUUAUUCGCAUAAAUUUAAAAACAGUUGAGGUGGCUACUGAUGUGGAUAUAGACGAAGUGGCUCGUCGAACAGAGGGAUAUAGUGGUGAUGACCUCACGAAUGUUUGUCGUGAUGCUUCCUUGAAUGGCAUGAGACGUAAAAUAGCGGGAAAGACACGAGACGAAAUCAAAAACAUGUCGAAAGACGAGAUUUCAAAUGAUCCUGUUGCGAUGUGUGAUUUCAAAGAAGCGUUGGUGAAGGUCCAGAGAAGUGUUUCUCAGGCUGAUAUCGAGAAACACGAAAAAUGGUUUACUGAAUUUGGAUCUGCGUAAACAAAAUCUAAAUCCGUGGUUCCCCCCCCCCCCCCCGCGAGGGUUUAUUGAGUUUUUUUGGUUUCCUGAUAAGUGUGCAUGAAAAAGGUGUUCAAUUCACUGUCAUUAAUUAGAUUGAUUGGAAUUUGAUUUAUUCAUUUAAAAAUGGUUGAUUGUUUGUAAUCCUAGUGUUUACGAAUGUUCUUAUG
Hibiscus syriacus is the source of this 1791-nucleotide messenger RNA. Its product is annotated as katanin p60 ATPase-containing subunit A1-like. Gene Ontology annotation, molecular function: microtubule severing ATPase activity; ATP hydrolysis activity; ATP binding. Gene Ontology annotation, biological process: microtubule severing. The coding region runs from base 44 to 1603 and encodes 519 amino acids. NCBI's taxonomy places the organism in Eukaryota, Viridiplantae, Streptophyta, Magnoliopsida, Malvales, Malvaceae. The transcript is spliced from 7 exons. Gene Ontology annotation, cellular component: microtubule cytoskeleton. The record is from RefSeq and is a predicted model, not a curated record.